AGAAACGAGCUUUCAGAGAGAGAGAGAGAUCCUGCAGAGGAAAAGUUUAGUUUGUUUUACACAUAGAGAGAGAGAGAGAGAGAGAGAGAGAGAGAGAGGGAGACUCGUGGAGGCUGCGGCGGUGUGAUGCGUGGAAGACAGGUGACAGAUAAUGGCGAGAUGGUGGCGCUACGGCGGUGAUGCGCUCUCCCUUCCCCUCCCGAUCGAUCCAUUCGGAGUGCUCUUAUAGCUCCCUGCAAAGCCCUAGCGAUCUCUUGCUCUGUUCCGUGAUCGUGUAUUCCUUUCCCAGCGUUCAGGUGUCGACGGUGCCGGUGGGGGAGACAUGGCUGAGGUGGCGAAGCUGCUGUACAUAGUGGUGGUUGAUGAAGGAGAGAAGAGGGAGAAAGGCAAGGCGUCGUUCCGGUACACGCGCUCUGUCCUCCAGAGCACUCUCCAGCUCAUGGGAUGCAAACCUCGGCAUGCCUUCAAGAUAAGCCGGAGGGUCUUUGAAUUGAGGAAUGAAUUGUCUGCUGAUGCUUUGCUCGCUGAAGGGACGGAGGUUUCAUCUGGUGCAGAUACUAGGGAACAUUUUGACAAAGGAGGUGGUGCUUUUAGUAGGAGCUCUGUGGUUAAUAAUGAGGUGGACAACCAUGUAAAUAAGGAGAAGUGUGAUAGAAGUAAAAAAAUACCGUUCGAACUGUACAAAAGGCGGACGACCGUGGUUGUUCGAAGGGAGACAUUCCUGGACGUUGUAUGUAGUGCUCUGUCCGAAUAUAAGUACGUGGGCCCGAAUCAAAGAGCUGAUCUGGUUUUAGCAUGCAGAAUUCGAGAAAGGAAAGAGUCUGUAACUGUUCUGCUAUGUGGCACUAGCGGCUGUGGAAAAUCUACUUUGUCUGCACUGCUGGGGAGCAGGCUGGGUAUAACGACAGUAGUAUCAACUGAUUCAAUUAGACACAUGAUGAGGAGUUUCGCGGAUGAGAAGCAAAAUCCUCUGCUUUGGGCUUCCACCUACCAUGCAGGUGAAUGCCUGGAUCCUGUGGCAGUUGCUGAAGCAAAGGCCAAAAGAAAGGCAAAAAAGCGAGCUGGCAUUACUUCAAUUCCUAAGGAUGAGGUAUUGGAGGGUUCUAAAAUUGAGAAAUCAGACACCCAAUCAUCUGAGGUCGUUUCAGCUUCUACUGAAAUGAUCAGUCCAAAACAGAUGGCAAUUGAAGGAUUUAAAGCGCAAAGUGAGAUGGUGAUUGACAGUCUCGAUCGACUGAUCACUGCAUGGGAAGAGCGAAAGGAAUCAGUAGUUGUAGAGGGCGUUCAUUUGAGCCUUAAUUUUGUGAUGGGGCUAAUGAAGAAACAUCCCUCGAUAAUACCAUUUAUGAUAUAUAUUACCAGUGAAGACAAACACAUGGAAAGAUUCGCUGUCCGUGCAAAAUAUAUGACGCUAGAUCCAGCUAAAAAUAAAUAUGUAAAGUACAUAAGAAACAUCAGAACAAUUCAAGACUACCUAACCAAAAGAGCUGACAAACAUCUUGUCCCCAAAGUUAAUAACACCAAUGUUGAUCGAAGUGUAGCAGCAAUCCAUGCAACAGUUUUCAGCUGUCUUCGGAGGCGAGAGGCUGGUGAACCACUUUAUGACUAUGCAACAAAUACAGUGAGUGUGGUUGAUGAGGAGUAUAGGAACCAGUGUGCUGCCAAUUCGUCAAGCUCCAAAGGAAUGUUCCAACUGAUACAGAGGAAAGGUUCCUCUAGGCAUCUGAUGGCCCUUUUAAACACUGAUGGGUCUGUUGCAAAGGCUUGGCCUGUUAACUCAGUGGAUGGUAAUGGGACUGAGAGUGGAAUAGGAACCCCGUGGUAUGGGCCAUUGCAGAUUGGUAAAGCUGAGCCUGUAAAUAUUCCAUUCGGUCACUUUGGAAUCAGUGCUUGGCCUAGCGAUGGUGGGACUAGUCAUGCUGGAAGUGUGGACGAGUCGAGGGCUGAUGGGACUGAUACUGGCAGUAGAUAUUAUUCGUCCUGCUGUAGCUCUCCGAGAAUUUCUGAUGGACCAGCCAAGGAGCUCAAGGAAGAGCAGUCUGUCCAUGGAAGUGAUGAGGAGGUUGAUGAUCCACUGGAGCCGGACACGGAUGAUGAUAUAAGUGAUGAUGAACGUAAACAACUCCAUGAAGAGGUGGGUUCAGUUGAUGAGGAAUCGACAAAGUCGGAUGAGGAAUACGAUGAUCUCGCAAUGCUGGAUGUCCAGGAGAGUGGUUACUGGUCAGACGACGAUGAGGAAAUGAUGGAGAGGCAAGUGCCCAAUCCCAUGUCUCGCUCGGACACCAAGUACAGCGAAAACCUAGAGAGGUUCCUCAGGACCAGGAAUUCUGAGCAACUGUCUGAGCCCUUGUGCUCAUACUCCUCUCUCCUGAUGGAGAAGAAUGGUGACCGGACAUUGCUUCCACCUCCAGGGAAGAUGAAGAAGCGGUCCCUAAGUAUCCCAGCCUUCAGGAAGCAAGGGUCGGUAAUUGGUGACCCGAUUCUCUCUGGGGCUCCACAGAGCUAGUUGAGGAAAAUAAUGAACAGAGUAGUUUUGGUUUUUAGCCUUUUUCUCAUCCAAUUUUCUUCCCUUUCUUCGGAGGCGUAAUCGGGUAGUUAGGAGUUCAUUCCAUUGUACUUGUUCGUGUACUCGUAUCAUAUUGGUGUUUAGAACUGGAUCUUGAUCUCUAAUCCUUUUCAUUUGCCUUCA
Molecule: messenger RNA, 2689 nt
Organism: Punica granatum (pomegranate)
Lineage: Eukaryota; Viridiplantae; Streptophyta; Magnoliopsida; Myrtales; Lythraceae
Source: RefSeq, a predicted model, not a curated record